AUGGAGCCGGCCAGCGGGAGUGUGAAGAAGAUGGACAAGAAGGCCCUGGAGGGGAUCGAUGCCCGCACCGAGAGCACGAAAGUGCCGGAUGAUGACAUGGAAGAGCUGGCGGAUGGCCCGCCUUCGGAGAAUGAAACAACCACCUCCACCAAGAGGUCCCAGAGCAAGCCGGAACAUGCAAGAGGCCCUCUGCGCGAGAGCAAACAGGCCAAGAAGGCCCUUGUUCACAAAGGGAUCCUCACAAAGGAGGAAGCAGAGAAGCUUUCUGCGGAGCAGGUCAUGGAAAUGGUGAAGAAGUACCGAAAGGGAAGCUCCAUGUUGUCGGAGGUCCUGCUCAAGCAGCUGGAGGAGAACAAGAAGGAGGACCUCCUGGCCAAGCUCUUCGGCGAGCACACGGAGACGCACGACAUGAAGGUGCCGGAGAUCACGGACCAGCAGGUCCGGGAGGCCGACAAGGUCCUGCUCGCCGCCCAGGAGAAGUGCCCGUUCUGCAAGAAGGUGAAAUCCUCGCUUCUUCGAGUGAGGCGCGGGCUCAAGGAGCUCUGCCUGGAGAAGGCCCUGGAGUACUGGGGCGAUGUGGAGCGGCUGCCCACGUUGGUGAAGUCGAUGCGCCAGAAGAAGCCCGUGCAGGUGAAGUACGGCAAGCCUCAAGAUGACGAGUAUGAGGACAUGGUGGGCAUCCUGUCCACGGGGACCAUCCUCAUCAUUUGCUGGUAUCAGAUUUUCCAGGAUGGCUUCUGGGUCUGGGUGAUGACCAUCGAAGAGGUGGACGCCUGA
Molecule: messenger RNA, 777 nt
Organism: Symbiodinium pilosum
Lineage: Eukaryota; Dinophyceae; Suessiales; Symbiodiniaceae
Source: the annotation of a GenBank genome assembly